CUGGCGCACCCGGUUCUAAUGCAACAUCUUUCUCUUCUCAACGGACGGCAAGUGAACAGCACUUAAACAUCGGGAUAAACACCUGAUCCAUCACGGUCUUUAAAACAAGAGGGUCUUUUUUCGUGAUGUGCGACACACGAGCUCUGCAUAAGCUCAAACGUUCGAUUCUGUGAGGUAUUUUAACUUACGGUCCGCUGACCGCCCAAGAUCCUCACAUUUCAGCACGUCUCGCUUCGCCGGUGUCUGGGCUGUAACAUUUGGCUAACGGUGAACACGCUAGCUAGAUAAGCUGAUUUAUUAAGUGAAAUUACUGAGAUGAGCACUUUCAGUCUCACGUGAACUCUUCCGCCGUGUUCGUAGUGAGAGGUCUGGUUUGUAAGCCGGCCGGUAGCGUAAUGGAGGGACAUGUGACGUGGUAACGUAGUCAGCUCGAGCUCUCACCGUGGCCUCAGCUGCUCUUUAACUCUUCGAGUUAGCUGUGAUUAGCUCUGAGCCGGUUGGCACUGUAGCUUACUUAGUUAAGUGUGAAGAUAUUCAGGACUCCAGCAUUGCGGGACACCCAUGAUGCACCAGCAGGGCUCGUUCAUGCCCCCCUUGCUCAGCGAUGUGUCCUGCGAAUGCCGGUCAGCUGACACACACCCAGGGGUCGACCCGGGCGGCGGAGGCGGGCGCGCCGGGGACCCCUCUGCUUCCCCGACUAAACCAGUCCCCAGACAGCCCGUAACCGGUGACUUGCACCCGGACCCCGACCAGUCAGCGCAUCCAUGUGACAUAUGUGGCGGGCCCGAGCAGGAGCACAGACUGAAGGUGCUGUUUCAGGUCCUGGAUGUGAACGGGGAUGGAGGCAUCUGUGUCAACGACCUGACGAUUGGGCUGAAGAAACUAGGGGUGCAUCGCACUGAACAUGAGCUCAUGAAAAUAGUGAAAGCAGGAGACAAAGACCUGGACGGACAGUUAGACUUUGAGGAGUUUGUUCAUUAUCUCAGAGACCACGAGAAGAAACUCCGGCUGGUCUUCAAGAGUCUGGACAGGAAGAAUGACGGCCGGAUCGACUCACAAGAAAUCAUGCAGUCUCUUCGUGACCUCGGAGUGAACAUCUCUGAGGAACAGGCUGAGAAGAUUCUCAAAAGUAUGGAUAAAAAUGGCACAAUGACAAUUGACUGGAAUGAAUGGCGGGAUUACCACCUCCUGCAUCCAGCAGACAACAUCCCUGAGAUCAUCCUCUACUGGAAACACUCCACGAUCUUUGAUGUUGGGGAGAGUUUGUUGGUGCCUGAUGAGUUCACGGCAGAAGAGAAGAAAACAGGAAUGUGGUGGCGACACCUAGUGGCUGGAGGAGGAGCUGGUGCUGUGUCUCGAACCUGCACAGCACCGCUGGACAGGCUCAAAGUACUCAUGCAGGUUCAUGCCUCCAAGAGCAACAGCAUGCGCAUCGCUGGGGGGUUCGGCCAAAUGAUCCGAGAGGGCGGUGUGAGGUCAUUGUGGCGAGGCAACGGCAUCAAUGUCAUCAAAAUCGCCCCCGAGUCUGCUAUUAAGUUCAUGGCCUACGAACAGAUUAAACGAUUAAUUGGAAGCAACCAGGAGACGCUGGGCAUCUCAGAGAGACUGGUGGCAGGCUCACUGGCUGGAGCAAUCGCUCAGAGCAGCAUCUACCCCAUGGAGGUCCUGAAGACACGGUUAGCCCUGAGGAGGACGGGCCAGUACUCUGGCAUUUUGGAUUGUGCCAAACAUAUGUUCCACAAGGAAGGUGUGGCUGCUUUCUACAAAGGCUACGUCCCCAACAUGCUGGGCAUCAUUCCCUACGCUGGCAUCGACCUAGCUGUCUAUGAGACUCUGAAGAAUUCCUGGCUGCAGCGCUUUGCCACAGACAGCGCUGAUCCGGGAGUGUUUGUGCUGCUGGCUUGUGGCACCACUUCCAGCACGUGUGGCCAGCUGGCCAGCUACCCACUAGCCCUGGUCAGGACUCGAAUGCAGGGCCAAGCUACCCUGGAAGGAGGCCCUCAGAUGACCAUGACGGGCCUGUUCAGACACAUCAUUAGGACCGAGGGGCCCAUGGGACUCUACCGAGGCCUGGCACCCAACUUCAUGAAAGUCAUUCCAUCUGUCAGCAUCAGCUACGUUGUUUACGAGAACCUGAAGCUCACGCUGGGGGUCCAGUCAAAGUGAGGAAGGAGGCCAAAGGUUAUUUUGUUUCCUUUUCUUUUGAGCUGAAGAUUGACUGUGCUGGGCUCUAAGAAACAAGCAGCUACCAUUCCGUAUAUUUCAAUCAAAUAAUCAAAUUCCAGUAUUUAAAGGAUAAAUGUUAAAUGUGAAUGAAGAGGAAUGUGAACAUGUAGGAAAGCCUGUUAGCUGCUCUAUUUAAAUCAUUUAGCAAUCCAGCUGUGCUACAACACCUGUUAAUCUCUGUUUAGGAAGACAAAAGUUUACAUGUAAUUAAUUGAAGUUGUUUACUGUUGUACCAGUAAAAUGUACCUGCUUGUUUUGGGCACUGACAUUGAAAUGGCAGGAACAGUCCUGCUGGCCUGUGUAAAGGAAGAACCUUUGCUUUGAAGGGCUUUGUUAAGGAUAUCUGAAAGCAUUUCCCAUGUCUACCUGGUGGAAGACUUGCACAGCACUAAUCAUUUGAAGUACACUGUGCACAAAUGUAAUGUGGACAUAACUUUUGCAGGUAUGCAGAUUCCCUUUGUGCAUGUAAUAUGCUCCUUUUUUAUGUAGAUGGCAGCUUUGUUCUGUGUAACAAGGUGAUCAGUGGUCAAACAAGACCUCAUUAAAGAAUGAACUUUGCUGUAGUUAGGUCUCAACUAGGAAUGCAUGAUAUUGGAUUUUUGCCGAUAUCUGAUAUGCCGAAAUUUUCCAACGGAUGCGAUAUAUGCAUAUAUUUAUUUCCACUUAACUGCUGAGAACAUCAGCAGCUCUUUAGAUGGACAAUUAAAUGUGUAGUGUUGAAGGAAUGCUAUUUGGCUCCUCCUCGCAAGACUGACGCUGAGCAAUCAUUGCAAAUAGCAACUUUGCAAUCUGUUUCACACACUUCAAAAAACCUCUACACUGCAGACAUACUCAUGUCGCAUGUGCAUAAUUUAAGUGUCCCCUUAUUGGCCUGUCCUAUCGGCAGCAAUGUAAUUUCGGGCCGAUACUGAUGACGUGCCAAUAUUAUUCUGCAUCCCUAGUCCCAACAGCUCAAGAGCUUUUCACAUCUACAAACGUUAGUGCCAUCAUUUAUCCUUACGUCCGGCCGACUACAGAUGACAGGCCAUGCAUAUAGAUCACAAUCACAACUAAACUCUCAAAAACAAUAUUGUUUAAUACGUCAUGCAGAUAUGUGCAAUUUUAUGUUGUUGACCUGUGUAUUUGUCAUUGUCAUCAAAAUUCCUCAGCAGACAUGUUUCUCUUUAUCCUCCCCAGAGGGUCAGCCUUUCCAUUAUAGACACUCCAACACCCCUUGAGGCCUAAAUGUCAGUUUCCAUAGGCAUUUUCAUUAAAUUGCCUGAACACAUGCUAAUGCUUCCACAGGGAUGAAUCCAGUCGUUUGACUCACCCCUUUCCUCCGGCAUUAGCCUUAUGUUUUUAAUCCUACCUUUGGUAAGGUUCUAGGAAUAGUGCAAAUAGUAUGAUCUUAUCAUAUUUCAUACAGCGUUCCAGCUCUGUCUCUUGCUCUCCUGCUGCCCAAACAGCCACCAAGCUACGGAAGCAUAAUGCAUUCACUUGAGGAAAAAAAAUUAGAGAUAAUUAUGAGAGAAGAUUUGAAGGUUUAAAAAAAAAAAAAAAGAUUUUGUUCUGGGUUUUUUUUUUUUUUAUUAACAAGAUACCUCAAUUUCUCAAGAAAGCUCUCAUUUAGCUCGAUUUCAUGGAGGCAAACAUGUCCCACCUGUUUAGUUUAAUCCAGUUUUAUCUUGGUUUGGCUUUUAGACAUUGGGAGAUACUCCUGACUUUAAGUGAUACAGAUAGUAUCAGUGUUAUCAGUUUAAUGACCCCAUUCUAAAUCAUAAAGGCCCAUGUUGUUGUUGUUGGAGGGUCAGGCUGAUAAGCAUCAACAACCGUGGCCUACUCCAUGCAGGUCAGAGCUUCCCGCAAGGAGUUUGAGGUAUUUCAUUAAUUCAGAAAAACAGAAAAGUGUCUGUUAGAAAGGUUAUAAUAUCAGUGACGUGACUCUGUAAUGUCAGUUACAUAGCAUCUAUCUUAAGUUUUCGAACAUUAGCUACUGGUCAUACCAGACCAAUGAAGGCUGCAGCAGCAAACCCCUGAGUUACUGAGCUGAGCAAGCAUGUAUUUUGUUUCUUCUAUUUCUCUGAAUUCAGUUUUUCAUUUGUAUAGAGUGAUUUUUUUUUUAAAUAUUGUGUCAGCAGAUCCAAUAGGGCUGUUGGUGUGAUUUAAAGACAAUAGACAUGCCUUUUAUUAUUAAUUGUUUUAUGGAGAAUAACUCCUCCCAAAGUCGUUAAGCAUUUACCUGUAACCUGAGUGACAGCAAGAGAAAGAAGGCUGCAACAACAAAAGGAAUGCGACCUGUGGACGUCGGGCUGGUCGUCACAAUGAGACAGGAUUAAAAGCAGCAGUAGUCAUUGAUACAAAGAUGAGGAUAAAUGACUCAAGAGCAGCUUGCCUGUUUUUAGAUGCCACGGAUGUCCACACUGUAAAGCAGUGGGGGCCUUUGCACCCCCUAACAAAAGUUUGAAUUCUUGCCAUAAUUGUAGAAAUUUCUAAUUAGGUGUCAUUUACAUUUUCAUAUCAAGUCAGCUAAUUAAAGUUUAGGAAGGCCAUGUGUGUACUGAUUUGUGCGGAAGAGGAUUAAGGAGAUUAAAGUCAGAAUUCUGUGAAAAAAGUCAGAACUCUAAAAAAAAUUUCACAUGUGGCCCUAAUCCUCUUCCGCAGAUUUGACUGUAGUGUCAGCCAAAGCAGGCAUAAGCUGUUUUCACUGAAGAGCAAAAAAAAAAAAAAAGAAGAAGAUAUCUUAACCAUCGGGCCCAGCUGAUUUAACAAAACACGUGUGAUUAAACUUUACUUUGUGUUUAACAAUGUUACUACGAGGCAGUGCUGUUGAGGACAGCUUUUUAGUUUGGUGCUCUAAAUAUGUUGGGAGAAUAAGACACUGAGUUUGUCCCUUCAAUCGUCAUACUGAUCUUGCCUUGCAAUGUUUUUGUAGAGUGAUAUUUUUAGUACCAAUAAUAUAACGUUUUGAGGUUAGUGUCGGUAGCUGGACCUCUAAGGAACAUUCACCAGCUUGUCGGCUAAAGACAUUUUCCAUUUUUGUACAAUGUAAAUAAGUCAGAUGGCAGGACAUCCAAGCCGAGGCAGCGCUCUCACCCUGACUGAUGCCUGUGUCAAAUGGCCACAGAUUUCCAUGAGUGCCUUGCUUGCCAAGCCUCUCCUAGGUAAAUGCACCUAAACACUGAGAGGUGGAGUCUGUGGAACAUUAAAAGCACUUUUAGGUACUCUGCUUGAAAUUUUUUUUUUUUUUUAUGUCCGUAUAUAUUUAUUUAUUUAUUUACAAAAAAGGAUUAAUGACUGAAUAUGUGAUCUGUUGGUUGAUCUGUUGGUUGCUGAAUACAUAACUUUCAGGUGGCUUUUUGAUUUAAGUAAUCUGUGGUCUUGCUGAAAAACUGAGGCCAGUGGUUUGUUUUGAGUGAUAUGAUUUAAAAUUCAAAGCCUUAAAGAUGUGGAGUGGUCAAUACUAAACUAAGAGAGCCCUCAGUAAAGUGCAAUCAAGCAAAACUUUAUUUAUAUAACACCUGCUGCACAGAGCUUGAAGUACCGCAGAAGUUGCAACCACAAAAACCAUGUGGCUAGUGUAAAGAAAACUCGUUAGGUAGAGAGGUCGUGUGUCCGAGAAGUUCCCCCAUCAGCAGCAAUGUGUAUAUAAAUCCCACCCCACAGUUUCCACAUACCUUGUCACUCGAUGGGGAUGUUCUCUGCUAUUCUGGACUGUAACAAGCAUAUUUUUUACUAUUAAAGAUGUAUUUCAACCUAUUUCUUGAGGCUAAAAAAAUCAUAGUUGCAAGGCACAACUUUUUCCAUUUAAAUAAACAUUUCCAACAUUUUGCUGGGGCUGAAUGCACUACAGUUAUUACCGAAUGCCACAAGAAUAACACGCCUGUGUCGUACAUAUUAUUGCAUGUUAUGACAAGGAACUUUUCGCGUGUCAUUUCCCACCCUUUAGUCUCUUCCCUGUCAUGUUAUGCACAAAUGGCAUAGAGGGGGAAAAAAAGUAAGGUGAUGUAAUAUAAAGAGAGACAACACAUUGUGACAAGGUCGGAACGGAUGGAUGGGUCACAUUAACACAGGACUUUCCCAGGAGGCCACUGUUCGUGUCCCGUGUGAAACCAAAGGUCAACGCUGACUUAAUUUAACUUGCGUACAUGAGUUAACUUGGCUAGCAUAUUUAACUUACUUUACGCAUGUAACGUCAUGUAACUUACGUAGAUAACUUGACUAAUGUUGCAGCCAAAGGUGGUAUAAAACAGAUUAGUCAAUAAAAUGGGUAAAAAACUGAGAGUCACCGCAACCAAGAGGGGUCCUUAAGCAUAAGUUCAGUAUUUAAACUAGCAGGCUUAAAGCAGGGGUAGGCGGUUUAUUUCAGAAGCAUUUUUGUUACAUUUGUUGAUAUUCUUUUUACAACCUGACAGCAAUCAAAUCAAACGCUCUGUGCCAGUAUCUGGCAGUUGCAGGACUUCAAUAAGCACGUCCCAUUCAUUCAGACCGAAUGAAAUGAUUGGCUGGCCUGACCUUCCUGCCUACCUGUGUGAGCACACUGCCUGUGCACACAGUAUAAACAUGAUUUUCUGAGGAGUGGCUUUGGAAGGAGGGAUUUUUCGGUUGGAUACUGGUAGCUACUCGGCCAGUUGGCACCUGUUGGCUUGAGCAAUAAUAUCAAAGUGAUUCUGAAGUAAAAAGUGGCAUGCAAAGUGUUGUUUGUAGGAAUGCCAUUCAGACUUCUGAAAAAGGGUGUAGGAUAGUAAAUGAUGUCUGUUAAAAGAUAAUUUUGCCUGUCAAGAAAAUCGCAGUUUGUUGUACAGCAAAGUAACAUUUAGUUUUGUGUGAAACCACUCAAUGAGCUACACCUACCAACAUGUUUAAGCUGUAAUGCUAGCAAAGUUUCAUAGCUUGGUUGCUACUAGCUAGGUAAUUUAGCUGUGUUCCACAUACAGAUGUUUCUCACCUGAUGUUUAAUCCAACGACUCUUGGUCCUUUCAUCACAUCAUCUACUCAUGGUAGUUCUUGGACGUUAGCUUCAGUGACGUUAGCUCCAGUGAGAGGAAAAGUUAUGAUGUCAAUAUGCAACUUUUGUGUUUGUGGUCUUUCUAAUUACAUAUUUUCACAAUCUUAUACUUUGACAGUUUAAUGACAAACUGCAACUUUCUUGACUUGCAAAAUUAUAUUUGAAAUUAACAAACAUCCUAGAGUAAUUAAGGGCACGGUUCAAAUGGGAUCAAAAAAUUAAUUGUCUCUCGCCUUUGACUACCAUACAUAUUUUCCUAUGGUCGUCCACCAGAAGGGCAGGGACUUAGGCUCUCCAUUUUAAAAUAAGUCACAUCAAACUCUGUUAUUAUGAAAAUAAGAUGAUGAAAUAAUAUUAAAUUAUUUCACACAUUAUUGUUUCAUGUCUAUAUUUUGCAUAAAUUUUAUUUCAUAGUUUUACUUUUUAGCAUUUAUUUUCUGUUGAAUCUUUUGGGGCCCCAUAUAAAGGUUCUAAUGAUGACACGUCUGAUUUCUCUUCAGCAGCAGUUUGUUAUGGUGAUAAGUUAUGAACCCUGCAUUUCAGCUGGAAACACUGCUCAGGCAAAAACACAGUAUCAGGAAUAUAUCCUGAAGAAUAAACACAUUAUGGGCAGUGAUAGAUGCAGCCUGAACACGAUGACAUCAUGUUGAAGUAUAUGUGGAAAGUAGCUGUUUUCAUCAACAGGCAGCUCCCCUGCUAUACAAACCAAUGUUCCGUACAAUCUGUGUGCGUUUGGUCCAGCUGCAGUCUCAGUUGCUGGUCUCCUUGUGACAUUCAGAAUGCCUGACUGCUUUUGUCAGCUGCCUCACUUGAGCAGCUUUUGAAGUCACGCUGUGUCUUUGUAGCCGGUGGAGGGCUUACAUUUGCUCCUUUUGUUUAUCCUCAUUCGCAGGUUUGGAAGCAUAUCAGUCCAUCCCUCUUUCCUCCUCUUCCCCUCUAAGCCCUCGCCUCGCGCUGAUAUCAUAUAUGCAUAAAGUGGUGACACAGAAUGGUGUCAUAUGGCUGCGUGUACAUUUUUUUCCCAUAUUUUGUACUGUGAAAAGUCAAGCUCUAAUGUCUUAAAAGUAGCCUUUACCUGCCUGUAUGUUGUACUUACCAACAAGCAGUGGAACUUGAAAUGCACAGGAUCUGACUACACAAACUGAAUGCUACAAUGUAAAGUGGUAAAUGGUGGCAUCGUUUAGAAAAUGUAUUCAGUAUAUAUAUAUUUCUAUUUUAUUUUAUUAUGCUAGCUGUAAGUGAUGGAGAUGAAAGAAUGCGUAUGUGAGUUCUUGUAUAGUAUUUGUCUGUAGAUGCAUCCAUUGAAAGAAUGUUAUGAUUGUAUUUAUGCUUGUAUAUCUCGGUUGUCAAAUAAACUAGUUCAGCACUGUU
Molecule: messenger RNA, 8581 nt
Organism: Micropterus dolomieu (smallmouth bass)
Lineage: Eukaryota; Metazoa; Chordata; Actinopteri; Centrarchiformes; Centrarchidae
Gene: slc25a25b
Product: solute carrier family 25 member 25b
Exons: 10
Coding region: 562-2166 (534 amino acids)
Biological process (GO): transmembrane transport
Cellular component (GO): mitochondrial inner membrane
Molecular function (GO): calcium ion binding; ATP transmembrane transporter activity
Source: RefSeq, a predicted model, not a curated record